GUUGGUGCGGCCCGGGACAGCAUGGCUACCUCUUGUCGACCCCUCAACCCUGUCCUGCUGCAGGCGCUGCGGAGCUCCGUCUAUCCCGGGGUGGGAGGCUCAGGCCCCAGCUGCUGCCGCUGCCCUCUCGGAGGUAAAAGAUACCUACUUACAGAUAAUAUUGUGAAAUUAAAAGAAUUUCAGAAUAAGAAGGUGGCUAUUGCACAUAAUCUUCCUGGCACCAAAGAAACCUAUUUGAGAAACUUGGAAGAGAAGUUGACCCAGAAUAAGCUCAUAUUAAAGGAUGAGCUAAGAACCUUACUUCAUUUGUGUGAAUCCCGGGACGAUGUGGAGCUGGCUAAAAAUGUCAUUUACAGGUACCACGCAGAGAACAAAAAUGUCACUUUGGGGGAAUACAAGUUUGGACCGCUUUUCGUAAGGUUAUGCUACGAGUUGGAUCUUGAGGAAUCUGCAGUAGAGCUCAUCAAAGACCAGCAUUUACAAGGUUUCUUCUCAGAUUCCACAUCUUUUAACAUUUUGAUGGAUAUAUUAUUUAUCAAAGGCAAAUACAAGAGUGCUUUAGAAGUACUGAUUGAGAUGAAAAACCAAGAUGUGAAGUUCAGCAGAGAUACUUAUAUCCUUGCUUUUGCAAUUUGCUACAAACUGAACAGCCCUGAGUCUUUUAAGAUCUGUACUACGUUAAGAGAAGAGGCCCUAAUCAAAGGAGAGGUCCUCUCCAGAAGAGCAUCCUGUUUUGCUGUGGCAUUAGCUCUGAAUCAGAACCAAGUGGCAAAAGCUGUGUCCAUUUUUUCUCAAAUCCUGAAACCAGAAAGCAUAAUCUGCACUAAUUUAAAUCUAAUGAUCCAUGUCCAAUCAAAUAUGUUGAAAGACCUGAUAGAUAUACUGAAAGAUGCUGCAGAAGGAAAUUUAUCAAAAUUUGUGAAAAAACAUGAGUUCUCAGAAGAAGUGCUCGCCAAAGUGAGGGAAAAACUGAAGGAUGUACCCGACCUUGUGGCCAGAUUUGAUGAGAUCCUUGGGAAACUGUAUAUAAAUGGUCAGGUCACCACUUACACUCUGGAUGCUCUGCUCUGCCACACCCCCAGGAACAGGAGCUCCCACUUGGUGCAAUUAAGCAAGAGGACAAUCAGCCGCCGGACCUUCCAGCCACUCAGCCAGUCCCUGUGGGCUGAGUAACCCUAGAUUCAAGCCCCUUGUCCUACAGAGAUGGAGUAAGCUUGCUUCUUCCUAGAAAAUUGGCACAGUACACCAGUGGACAUAUAACAACACCUGGUCUCCUCCUUAAAUCUCCGCGUUCGUGGAGUGCUGGCAUAAUGACUCGAAAUGUGUACAUGUUGUGUCACUGUGAAGGUCUAGAUAAAAGCAAGCAAAACUCAGCUCCCCCAGAAAGGAGCUUUUCUCCUGUGCAAACUGCUGAGGAUCCUUAAAGGAGUGUGGUCAUGUCUUCUAGUCCAGCUUCCAGUACCAGAGUGGAAUACAGUAAGCCCUGGAGGGAAGGAGUUUCACUGGAAGUGGUCAGCUUUAAGCUUCAAGGGAGUAGUUACUUGCAGCAAGUUACUGUUGCUCAACUUGGGAGCUCUGAAACCCUCUUCUAUAAUACAAAGAAACAACCCAGGAUUUUCUCACUGUCAUCAUUUAUCUGUGACCCAAAAUAAAAGAUAUUUGAGCCCUUAUCUUUCCAUCUAUAAAAUAAUAGUACCUACAUGAAUCUGUGCAUUGAUUUGAAAUUUUCAUUUAAGGUUUAGUAGGGUUGAAUUUUUUCAAAUAUAAGAGCAAUAAAAAGGUUCCUGAGAAAACUUGGGAUUAUGUUUUAUUUAUUUAAUAAUACAAAUAAAACCAGAAUUUGCUCUCUUGAGUGAU
Messenger RNA from Condylura cristata (star-nosed mole), 1857 nucleotides. RefSeq names its product pentatricopeptide repeat domain 2 (gene PTCD2). Gene Ontology annotation, cellular component: mitochondrion. The transcript is spliced from 10 exons. Gene Ontology annotation, molecular function: RNA binding; protein binding. The coding region runs from base 22 to 1173 and encodes 383 amino acids. Gene Ontology annotation, biological process: multicellular organism development; mitochondrion organization; regulation of mRNA processing. NCBI's taxonomy places the organism in Eukaryota, Metazoa, Chordata, Mammalia, Eulipotyphla, Talpidae. The record is from RefSeq and is a predicted model, not a curated record.